Messenger RNA from Scaptodrosophila lebanonensis, 1518 nucleotides. It is a transcript of the gene Swip-1, whose product is annotated as EF-hand domain-containing protein D2 homolog. Gene Ontology annotation, molecular function: calcium ion binding. The transcript has 2 exons. Bases 219 to 1037 code for a protein of 272 amino acids. The record is from RefSeq and is a predicted model, not a curated record. NCBI's taxonomy places the organism in Eukaryota, Metazoa, Arthropoda, Insecta, Diptera, Drosophilidae.
AUUCGUUGGUGUAUAAAUAAAAUUUUCAGUGAAAACAACCUGCACAAACGUUCUAUUCGUGAUUUUUUUGGCGCGCGUCACAGAGCAACAAUAUUUAAAUUUCAAUACGAAUUUAACGUACAAAAUAUAACAAUAUCGAAACCGAAAAGCAUUUAAGACACAGUUUUGCGUAUUUGUGUGGGCGUCGUGUGUUGUGUUGAAAAAUUGUGCGGGUGUGUAUGUAUCCUGACAUCCGUGUCCUGUCUGCUGCAAUUCUAGGGUGUGUACCGCAUUCGCAACUACAGAAGUUUGUGGAAAUUCCAGCACAGGCAAACAAACAUUUGCAUACUAAAGUGAAAAUGUCGGUAUCUUCGAACGCCUCCUCCGCAUCGUCCUCGGUUACGGGCGUGCCCAUAACAAGCAAUGGACGUCGACCCUCUUUCGGCCGCAACGGCAGCAUCGAUUCGUCCUGCACUACGGACAGUUCGGAGCUGACGCACAUACUGAACCGUCGGCAGGAGAUCAUGGAUUCGCAGGAAGCGGGCAUUGAGGUGCCGCGCACAUUUAAGGUGGUAAACGUCUACACCGAAUUCCAUGAGUUUUCGCGCAAGCAGAUCAAGGAUUAUCAAAAAACCUUUAAUACCUAUGACACUGCCCGCGAUGGCUUUUUGGAUCUGAGCGAACUUAAGUUCAUGAUGGAGAAGCUGGGCGCCCCGCAGACCCAUCUGGGUCUGAAGAAAAUGAUUGCCGACGUCGACGAGGAUCAGGAUGGCAAGAUCUCGUUCCGCGAGUUCUUACUCAUCUAUCGCAAGGCGCAGGCCGGCGAGCUGGACAGCGAUUCUGGCCUCAAUCAGUUGGCCCGUCUGACCGAAAUCAACGUGGAGGAGGUCGGCGUUAGCGGCGCCAAGAACUUCUUCGAGGCAAAGAUCGAGCAGCAGCUGCGCACGAAUAAAUUCCACGACGAGAUCAGGCAGGAGCAGGAGGAGCGUCGUCGCGAGGAGGAGGAGCGCGCCCAACGACGCCAGCAGUUCCAGCAGCGUGCCGCCAUCUUCCAGUAAGAGGCGCUCCACACACCCCGUCGGUGAAUGCACUGGGCAAGGGAUUAUUGUAGUUUAGCGCGUAAUUCAUUGUCGUAGGUUAAACAAAAGAAUAACAUUUCUAUCAUGCUGGAGCUUGAUACGAAAGCAUUAUCGAUCAUCACAUAGCUACACCGAUAUUAUCGCUCAUAUUAUAAUAAAUACAUACAUACAUACAUACAUAAAUACUUACAUACAUACAUAUAUUACUUAUACAUACAUAAAUGCAAGCAUACCAAAAGCAUUAAUUCAAUUAAAUAAGUAUUAAGUGAAGCAUGUUAUGUAGACUAAGGACGAGCAAUUUUGUUUAUAUUUUUUGUGUUAAUUUUUUGUUCAGUCGAAACACUUGGUUGUUCAGCCGCAAUUAUGUAUGUUUAGUGCCAUGUCUAUCAGUUUCAUGUUACAUUGCAAUUAAUCAAUAACUAAUAAAAAGUUAUAAGUUUGUAAACAAAUCUAAAAAGAA